AUGGGUAGAGCUUUGGCCAAGGAUCCUAGUGAUGCAUCACAGGAUGAUCUUUCGUAUCAUGCCGAUGGACAUGCUACAUCGGAAAUAUUGGAAGGCUCUGCAGGGGAAGCGAACGGAGAAGCAUUCGACCAUGUUCCAUCAUCUAAAAGGACCAUUGGUCUUUGGUCUGCAAUAUUCCUCAUCUUUAAUCGCAUUAUCGGUACAGGCAUUUUCGCUACCCCAUCUUCCAUUCUCGAGACCAGUGGAUCUGUCGGUCUCUCGCUAUUUAUGUGGCUCAUCGGCGCACUUAUUGCCACGUCGGGUCUCCUUGUCUACGUCGAAUGGGGUACUGGACUUCCUCGAAGUGGAGGCGAGCUCACAUACCUCAGCUACACCUAUCCUAUGACCAUUGUCGCCUGUUAUGCCGCGUACGCUGCGCUCAUGCCAUGGCCAGCGGGAAACUCUGUCGUUUUCGGAGAAUAUAUUCUUCUGGCCGCAGGCAAGGAUGUCACACAAUGGAACCAGCGCGCCAUCGGAAUUGGCUGUGUAACGUUCGCCUUCAUCAUGCACUCGUGUUUCUUGAAGUGGGGAAUACGGCUGCAGAACGCCCUCGGAGUCUUCAAGCUCGUCAUCCUUGCAUUAAUUGUAUUCUCUGGCUUCGCGGCACUGGCAGGGCGAGUGAAGGUAGACCCUAAGCCGGACAAUUUCGCUCGUGCGAACGUGUGGGAUGGGACAAGAAGCGACGCGAAUGCGUUUGUUAGCGGGCUGUAUAACGUUAUUUGGUCUUUCAUCGGAUACUCGAACGUGAACUAUUCGCUUUCGGAGGUCAAGAACCCAGUUCGGACCCUCAAGAUCGCCGGACCAAUUGCUAUGGCAUCUAUCACCGUCGUCUACAUGCUCGUCAACGUCGCAUACUUUGCCGCCGUCUCGAAGACAGAUAUUCUGAACUCAGGUAGAACUGUUGCCGCCCUGUAUUUCCGCAAUAUGUUCGGGGCAAAAGCAGAGAAGGCCCUCAGUGUCUUCGUGGCACUGAGCGCUCUUGGAAAUGUUUUGUCUGUUUUGUUUUCUCUGGGCAGAAUCAAUCAAGAACUCGGCCGAAGAGGGAUCAUUCCAUUCCCGCGGUUCUUCGCUUCCAGUAAACCGUUCAACUCCCCGUCAGCAGGAUUGGCCCUCCAGUGGCUGAUGUGUAUCAUUGUCAUUGUCGCACCGCCACCAGGCGACGCCUUUAACUUCGUAUUGAACCUGGUAUCAUACCCCUUCGCCAUUGUAAACGCGUUUAUUUCGUUCAGUCUGCUGUACCUCUACACCCCAUGGUCAAGAAAGAAGUACGACUGGUCACCACCUUUCCGUGCGACGUGGCCAGUCGUACUGUUUUUCUUCCUCUCCAACGUCUUCCUUGCGAUCGCGCCUUUGGUACCUCCAGCGCCAGGAUUGUCACCUUAUGAGAGUCUCCCUUACUGGUUGCAUGUUGUCGUUGCCAUCGGAGUCUUCGCAGUCGGAGGGGCUAUAUGGAUAUUCUACGCAGUUGUACUGCCGCGGAGCCGAGGCUAUAGACUCGAGAGUGUGGAAGAAGUGGGUGAGGAUGGUGUCCAGAGGGAUGUGUUUAGGAGAAAGUAUGAGUAA
This is a messenger RNA of Stereum hirsutum FP-91666 SS1, 1602 nucleotides long. RefSeq names its product high affinity methionine permease. Lineage: Eukaryota; Fungi; Basidiomycota; Agaricomycetes; Russulales; Stereaceae. Gene Ontology annotation, cellular component: membrane. The record is from RefSeq and is a predicted model, not a curated record. Gene Ontology annotation, biological process: amino acid transmembrane transport. Gene Ontology annotation, molecular function: L-amino acid transmembrane transporter activity. The coding region runs from base 1 to 1602 and encodes 533 amino acids. The transcript has 9 exons.